CCCCCCCCCCCCAAGUUCCUUCCAGCAGUGUUCGCUCGGUCACGCAUUCGGCGGCUCCCUGCACAGAGCCCCCGACGCUAACAAGACUCGACUCGCGCAGACUCAGAUUGACGCAGACUCCUGAUACCCACCCCCCUCGUCAACACAGGUGUCGCAAGCGACACCUCAUCCCUUGGUCAUGGCCGAAGAUGAUGCUGAGCAGGCCUUUUUCCAGGCACAGGCGAUGAAUGUGGAGUCUGUGGACUACAAGGCUGUUGAAGAGCAGGGUGCAGAUAGUUCAGAUUCAGAUGAUUAUGAUCCUUCAAACACACUGCCAGAUCAGUAUUCUGUUCCCUUCACAGACUCCAAGCAAACUGAAAACCUUCCUUCCGAGACUCCUUCCGAUUCCAACCCCCCUGAACAGGCUACUACCACGGCCGCUGCCACUACCACUACCACCACCAACACCAACACCACUACCUCUGCCCCCCCUCCCCCUGAAUCAGACCCUAGUCCGCCUGCUGGCGAUGGCUCCCCUUCCCAAUCACCUUCACGAGCUGAGUCUCAGGCAUCCGCGUCGGGCCUCGCUACCGGGGCCGCAGCGCCGCCAAAGACCAGGACAAUCGGGGGCUUUGUGGUCGAGGAUGAGGAUGAGGAUGAUGCGGGUGAUGCAGAUUAUGAGCCACCAGCUGUACUAGGUGUCGAAGACAUGAAUACUAUACCUUCGCAACCCAUUUCAGGCAAUGCAAAUGAAGCUACUUCUACCCCUGAUGUAUCUGUGGAUGAAGCUGCGCAGGUGUCUGCCAGCACGAAGAAUGUCCCUAAUAGUUCUCUCCCUGCUGCUUCUAAAAAUGAUGCGUCUGUGACUUCGGGCCAGGAUCUGUACAGUGCGCCUCCCCAGCAGCCGGACAGUGCGCAGGAGGCGGCCACGGCCACGCCAGAGUCCCCGUCCGCCGCCAGAGGCCGGCUGCCUCACGACCGGGUCGGUAUCCUGGAGGACCGCAUCCAGGAAGACCCCCGAGGUGACAUUCCCGCCUGGCUGGAGUUGAUUAACGAGCACAGAAGUCGCAAUAGGAUUGAUAACGCCCGCGACGUGUAUGAGCGUUUCCUGAGGGUCUUCCCUUUUUCUGCCGAGCAAUGGGUGGCGUACGCGAGCAUGGAGUCCGAGCUCAAUGAGCUCUUCCGCCUGGAGCAGAUCUUCAAUCGCAUUCUGCUGACCAUCGCCGACGUCCAACUCUGGACCGUCUACCUGGACUACGUCCGUCGCCGCAAUCCCCUCACCACAGACACCACGGGGCAAGCCAGGAGAAUCAUCUCGUCAGCCUACGAGCUGGCUCUCACGCACAUUGGGAUCGACAAGGACUCCGGCUCCAUCUGGUCGGAUUACGUCCAGUUCAUCCGCUCCGGCCCCGGGAACGUGGGAGGCUCGGGAUGGCAGGACCAGCAAAAGAUGGAUCUCCUCCGCAAGGUCUAUCAAAGGGCGAUCGGCGUCCCGACGCAGGCGGUCAAUACUCUGUGGAAGGAGUACGAUCAGUUUGAGAUGGGCUUGAACAAGCUGACGGGGCGGAAGUUCCUGCAGGAGCAAUCGCCGGCCUAUAUGACCGCCCGCAGCUCCUUCACCGAACUCCAGAACAUCACACGAGACCUGAACCGGACGUCAUUGCCGCGGCUGCCUCCCGUACCCGGUUCGGACGGUGACAUCGAGUUCCUACAGCAGGUCGAGACCUGGAAACGCUGGGUCAAAUGGGAGAAGGGUGACCCGCUGGUCUUGAAGGAUGAGGACAUGGGCGCCUACAAGACGCGAGUGGUUUACGUCUACAAACAAGCUCUCAUGGCCUUGAGAUUCAUUCCCGAGAUGUGGUUUGAAGCGGCCGAGUUCUGCUUGCACAACGACAUGGAGACGGAAGGAAGCGAUUUCCUGAAGCACGGAAUCGACGCCAACCCGGAAAGCUGCUUGCUUGCGUUCAAGCUGGCUGACUGGCUGGAACUCAAUACAGAGUCUGAGCAGGACCCCGUCAAACGGGGCGCUAAGGUUCGGGAACCCUACGACAAGCUUCUGGAUUCGCUCUACGAUUUGAUUGCGAAGGCCCGUACCCGGGAGGCGCAGGACGUCGCUCAUCUGGAGGGCAACUUCGCGAAGAUGAACACCAGCAACCCACCGGCCAAGAAUGAGGAUGACGACGAUGAUCAGAGUGAAAGCAAGGCGCGGGACUCUGUCAAGAAUGCCCAGAUUGAAGCGGUCCGGCAUGCCCAUGCGAUUCAGAUCGGGAUCCUGUCCAGGACCGUCUCCUUCGGCUGGAUCGCCCUCAUGCGCUCGAUGCGCCGCAUUCAGGGCAAAGGCAAGCCUGGUGAGAUGCCCGGGUCAAGGCAGAUCUUUGCGGAUGCCCGCAAGAGGGGUCGGAUCACGAGUGAUGUCUAUAUAGCCAGUGCUCUCAUUGAAUAUCAUUGCUAUAAAGACCCCGCCGCGACCAAGAUCUUUGAGCGCGGUGCGAAGCUGUUCCCUGACGAUGAAAACUUCGCGCUGGAAUACCUGAAGCAUCUCAUUGACAUCAAUGAUGUUAUCAACGCGAGGGCCGUGUUCGAGAUGACCGUGAGGAAGCUGGCAGCAAACCCCGAGAAUGUCCACAAGACAAAGCCGAUCUUUGCAUUCCUUCACGAGUACGAGUCGCGGUACGGGGACCUGGUGCAGGUGAUCAACCUCGAAAGCCGCAUGCGCGAGUUGUUCCCUGAGGACCCAACCCUGGAGCAAUUUGCCCACCGUUACUCCAUCCCUAAUUUCGACCCUACCGCCGUACGACCCAUCAUCUCCCCCUCUCAGACCAGACCCAAGAUGGCAUACCCCACGGAACCAAUGAUGUCCCGUCAUGACACCCCUACUUCGAGAUACCAGGAUGCCUCCGCGACCAACUCGCCCAAGCGGCAGCUGGAGGACUUCGACGAUGACAUGGGCCGGCCGCGCAAGUUCGUCCGCGCAGAAUCUCCUCUCAAAACGACGCAGCGACGCCAGAUGGAUCAGAAACGCACGCAACAGACUCAGAACUCCCAGUUCCGGCCCCAGGGAUCGCCUGCUCCCCUGCCCCGCGACAUCGUCUAUCUGCUGAGCAUCAUCCCGUCGGCCUCGGCAUACAACGCCGGGCGAUUCUCGCCGGAGAAGAUGGUCGAUCUCAUCCGGAGGAUCGAUAUACCCAGUUCGAUCUCACAUAUCCCGCUUCCCCGUGGGCUGGGAGGCGGACAAGCACCGCAGUCAUUUCCCGGUAUCUACCGUUCGUAACUUCUUGAUGAUAUAGACCUUCCGUCACGCAGCUCUUGACGCAUAAACGCUCACCUUCGAGCCUAUGCCCGUAUCCUUUAUUCCCCACGCUGGUCUCGAUGGCAUGCCGCCGCGGCGUGGCUCCUGGAGUGUAUAGUUGUUGGAUGUCGUUUGCAUUUGAUGAAUCGGCGUUUUUCCCUUGGUUUGGUAUCACGAUGAGAACUUUGGCGGCUGGGCCUUGAGUGGAACAUGAUUAUUCGACAUUGAUUGAUAUUGGUUGAUUCCUUGCACUGGGUGGGGUCUUGUACAGUCUUACAGUCUUUAUGGUGCAGUUCAGCAUGGAAUGGAGAGAUUGUAGUUGAUAGUUUUUCCCCCCUUCUUUUAAUCAUGC
This is a messenger RNA of Aspergillus heteromorphus CBS 117.55, 3620 nucleotides long. RefSeq names its product cleavage polyadenylation factor subunit RNA14 (gene rna14). Gene Ontology annotation, molecular function: mRNA binding; protein binding. Bases 179 to 3250 code for a protein of 1023 amino acids. Gene Ontology annotation, cellular component: nucleus. NCBI's taxonomy places the organism in Eukaryota, Fungi, Ascomycota, Eurotiomycetes, Eurotiales, Aspergillaceae. The transcript is spliced from 5 exons. The record is from RefSeq and is a predicted model, not a curated record. Gene Ontology annotation, biological process: mRNA 3'-end processing.